Molecule: messenger RNA, 1518 nt
Organism: Saprolegnia parasitica CBS 223.65
Lineage: Eukaryota; Oomycota; Saprolegniomycetes; Saprolegniales; Saprolegniaceae
Exons: 1
Coding region: 1-1518 (505 amino acids)
Molecular function (GO): monooxygenase activity; heme binding; iron ion binding
Source: RefSeq, a predicted model, not a curated record
AUGCUCCGUGCGCGCCUCAAGUCGACGCUGGCCGCGGUCGCGGCCGAGAUCCCAGCGCCUCUGAGCGCGAUCCCGACUGCUCCCGAGGUGGGUUUUGGGCCCUUCCGCUGCAGCCUCGCGUUCUUUGGCAAGGACGAUGGGCUUGGCCGCCACCAUGAGCGCUUUGACACGCUGCACAAGAUGCUCGGGCCGAUCUACAAGUUCCGCGUCUUGCCGUUCUCGCCGUACAUGGUCAGCAUCUGCGACCAGCUCUCGGUCGCGCACGUGUACCGCAAGGAAGGUCCGUUUCCGGAGCGCUUCUCGCUCGCGUGCUGGCGCCUCCAUCGCCGCGAGAAGCAGUGGCCGAUCGGCAUUGUCAACGCGCACAACCACGAAGAGUGGAAGAAGUUUCGGGCGAGCAUGAGCGAGCACAUUCUGCAGCCACACAACAUUACGACGUGGCUACCGCGGCUCAACGACGUGGCGAAGGACCUGGCGACGCGCUUGGCAGCGGACGCGGCGUCCUCCGAGCCUGUCAACGUCGCGCUCCCGCUCAAGGCGUUUGGCCUCGAGUCGGUGAGCUCGCUCGUCUUUGGGAAGCGCAUGGGGUGUCUCUCCCCCGACCCGACCACGCCCGUGCCGCCGGACGCCCAAGCGUUCAUUGAUGCGUUCUACGGCGUUUUGCACACGUCCCAGGACAUGCUCAACUUUCCGCAAGAGACGCCGGACUGGGUCUACAAGCUCCUCCCAGUGUACAAGGAGUUUGUGCAGCAUGCCGACUACAUCUUCGAUGUCGGCUCGGCGUUCGUGCUGGAAAAAAUGGCCGCACGCGACAAUUCGAUCGCCGAGCAGGACCUUCUGAGCGUCUUUCUGGCCCGGCCCGAGUUUGACCAGCGCGACGCGGUGGCCCAAGCCGUCGAUUUGCUGUUUGCAAGCGUCGACACGACCGGCACGGCGCUCCUCUGGAUCACCUACUGCCUUGCGACGGCCCCGAACGGCCGCGCGAUCCAGAUCAAGAUGCGCGACGAGGCGAAUGCGGCGCUCGCUGGCAAGAGUGACAUUGACGAUGCGGCGCUCGAGCAGCUCUCGUACAUCCGCGCCGUGGUCAAGGAGACGCUGCGACUCUACCCGGUUGCGAACCCGAACCAGCGCGUCCUCCCCAACGACUUGACGCUCCUCGGCUACAGCAUUCCGAAAGGCACCAGCGUCCUCAUGCAGACGUACACGAUGAGCCGGGACCCGACGGUGUUUGAAAACCCAAACGAGUUCAAGCCCGAGCGAUGGCUCGAGCGCGAUGGCAAGACCGCGAGCCAGCGCCAAGCGGCCGCGUACUCGACCUUGCCGUUUGGUAUGGGCGCGCGUGGCUGCGCAGGCCGGCGCCUUGCCGAGACUGAGAUGUACAUGCUCCUCGCGCACCUCGUGCGUAAGAUGGAGCUGCAGUGGCCCGAGGGCCAAGAGCACCCGGACGCGAUCAUCAAGACGUUCAUGAUGCCCAACAAGGAGUUCAAGCUCCGCCUCGUGCCGUGGUCGUCGUCGUAG